This is a messenger RNA of Cimex lectularius (bed bug), 1259 nucleotides long. RefSeq names its product lipase 3-like. The record is from RefSeq and is a predicted model, not a curated record. Gene Ontology annotation, biological process: lipid metabolic process. Bases 20 to 1243 code for a protein of 407 amino acids. The transcript is spliced from 8 exons. Gene Ontology annotation, molecular function: hydrolase activity, acting on ester bonds. NCBI's taxonomy places the organism in Eukaryota, Metazoa, Arthropoda, Insecta, Hemiptera, Cimicidae.
UCAGUACUCUGAAGCGAUUAUGACCACGAUCUUACUCAUUUGCGGCACCCUGUUCAUCGCCGUCGGUGAGACCUCGCUGGCCUUUUCCUUGGAUGGCUACGACAGCAAGAUUGACAGUCCUUUAGGGCCAAAAUCUAUGGCCGAUAUGGUUCUGCCUCACGGAUACCCUCUGGAAGAGCACGAGAUCGAGACGGAAGAUGGCUACCUCCUGACAGUUUACAGAAUUCCUUACGGACUCAAUAACUCGGCCCAGGGCUCCAGGCGUCCCCCGCUUUUCCUCCAACACGGCAUUUUGAGCAAUUCCGCCUGCUGGGUACUCAGCGAUCCUUCUAAAGGACUAGCAUUCAUUCUGGCUGACGCCGGGUACGACGUGUGGAUGGGCAAUUCUAGAGGCUCCACCUACAGCAGAAAGCACAGGACGCUCAAUCCGGACAUCGACAAAGCACAAUUUUGGAACUUUUCGUUCCACGAGAUGGGCUACUACGAUUUGCCUGUCGUCAUCGAUUUCAUCCGUGAAAGGACAAAAGAGGACAAGGUCACAUACGUCGGUCACUCCCAAGGGACGACGAUUUACUUUGUGCUGGCGUCCACGAGGCCGGAAUACAACGACAGGAUAAAAGUGAUGUCAGCUUUGGCACCGAUAGCUUUCCUAGGCCAUACAAGAGGCACCGUACGACUGCUCACGAGGUUCAGCUUCAUUUUAACAAAAAUCAUUCAGUGGUGGGGUAUUUACGAGCUCUUCCGCGAUAAUUUCCUCCUACAUUUCUUAGUCGGCGAGAUUUGCAGGCGGAGAGCUUUCACGAGACCAAUUUGCGACAACACCCUAUUCUUAUUCGCCGGUUUCGACUCCCAACAACUAAAUAGCAGCUUAAUACCAGAAAUAGCGGAUCACUCACCUGGAGGAGCAUCUUCAAAGCAAUUUAUUCACUUUGGCCAACUUGCUAACAACGGGGAAAAGUUUCGAAUGUUCGACUACGGUCGUGACAACAGGAAUCACUACGGGUCAGACGCACCGCCGGAGUACCCCUUGGGAAAAGUAACUUCGCCGGUUAUAUUGCAAUUCUCGGACAACGAUUGGCUCGCUGGUAUAAAGGACGUCGAGAAACUCUACGGGAGCCUUCCGAACGCCAGGAAAUUCGAAGUCCCUUAUCCUUACUUCAACCAUCUGGACUUCUUGUGGGCGAUCAACGUCAGAGAGGUCCUUUACGAUCCUCUUAUCAAAAUGUUAAAAGAAUAUCAAUAAAUUUAAUUCGCAUGUA